AUGUCGCAGGCGUCGAUGGACGUGCGUUCGGUCGGAACAUUGAUAACGUCGUUUCUGGAUGCUACAAAGCUCGUGGAGCGGCUGAAGGCCUCAAACGACACAGUAACAGACGAGGCGGUGCUCGAUCUCGAGAACUCUCUUCUUCUCGGCCCUCCGAUUGUCCAGGGCCAGUAUGAUCUGAAUUUCCGUCGGUUUGGAGAUGCGUACGAAGCGGGAGAUCAGAGCGCCCGCGAGACUCUGAAAGAUGUCAUGAUCAAUCUACAGCUCACUCUGCUGGCGACUCUUCGCAUGGCGCUCCUAGACAAUGCCCAUCCCGAUAUCCCCAGUUUACAGAUUGCGUCGGAUAAUGGCCGUUUGGAUACCCUGAUGUGCUUGUACAAGCUGGGCCAGCGCAUGGCGGCGAACCCUGUUCCCGCGUCGCUUGCGGGAAAACGCUCGAAGCCGAAUAUGGCUCUGGAGUCUACGCAGCGGAUGCCACCUUCACUGAAUACGAAGCCGUUGACGAUGCACGCGAAUCCUAUGCAGCAGCAUCCACUCCGACUGUCCCUGACGCAGAGUGAUUCGUCUUAUGAUACGCGCAAUUACCUGUCUCCCACUUCUCCAGCCAGCGACAUGUCUAUUACGACCCCCAUAUCGCCAUUUAGCCCCUUCCCCAAGGAUGCGACUCAGAACAGGAACACCAGGACUGCGAGCGUCGAUUCUUCAGUCGGGAGUACUUUCAGCGGGAGCCGCUACCCGUAUUCUACCUACUCUUCUCGGGCGUCUGGGAUGGAUGCGUCGAUCCCACCUAUUCACGAAACCGAGAUUAGAUCAAGUAGUAUCUACAGCGAAAGCGUAUACAGCGAAAUAUCGACUCGCCCGUCCAUGGCCCCUACAAGCGGUGGUGCAGGAGAUGCGUCCGUCGUGCUAGGACCUACCCGGCAUGGGCCAUACGGCAGAGAAGGCGGUUCCCAAGAAACUAUACCUAAUGAGCAAGGCGCCCCUGCUUCCCGCUCUGGGUCGCUACUUUCCGGUUUGCCAAGUCGUAAGAAGCGGAUUUCGGCUUCGUCUGAUGAAAAGGAUAUAUCUGGCCCGACUUCUCGCUCCAUCUUUGGUUUCAGUCGGAAAGCCCCGUCCGCUCAAACGGAGUCUGUGCGAACGAAUUCCACCGCAUUAUCCGUAUCCACGACGGGACCAGAAAGUUCCAUUCCUACGGGCCUCUAUCUGCCUGGCGAAGAAAAUAAAUUCGCUGGUUUCUGCAAAGGCGCGUGGAAACUACAAAACGGGAUGAAAAAGGCUUUCCGGCUUGAUUUCCGGCCUUCUGGCAUGUAUCUGCAAAUUUCGACGUGGCGCUGCACAAAGUGCAUGUUUGAAGGCCCCAUGGGCCACACGCCCACCAUCAGUCGCAAUUCUCCCUCCGCAGCCAUCCAGGGUUACGCUCGCACCACACCUCUUACUGGAAGCUCAUCACAGGAUUUCGACCAGCGCGUGCGCCUCCACGGUCCCACUGGAAUCCGAUAUCGCUGGGCCUUCCUUGCCAAAAGUCAUGUUUCAGUCAGGGUUGCACCCAAAUCCGAUGAUGGAACGGAAGGCCGGUUCGCGUGCAUAUACUGCUGCGUGGAGCAGCGAGGGCCUGCGCCCAUGUUUGCGGAUAUAGAUUCAUUCAUGCAACACUUGCUGAUUCACGCUGGAUCGCUAAGUGGUACGAUAGACGCGAGGACACAACGGGUGCCGCCGCAAGAGUUGCUAGAUUGGACCAAAUGUAUCCUGGGGCGGGUCGCUACGGAGGGAGAAGGGUUUGAUAUUAAUAUUCCCACACCAGUGGCGGAGAUUGGUGGAUGA
Messenger RNA from Uncinocarpus reesii 1704, 1821 nucleotides. RefSeq lists its product as uncharacterized. Bases 1 to 1821 code for a protein of 606 amino acids. The record is from RefSeq and is a predicted model, not a curated record. The transcript is spliced from 2 exons. NCBI's taxonomy places the organism in Eukaryota, Fungi, Ascomycota, Eurotiomycetes, Onygenales, Onygenaceae.